This is a messenger RNA of Trichophyton benhamiae CBS 112371, 2151 nucleotides long. RefSeq lists its product as uncharacterized. The record is from RefSeq and is a predicted model, not a curated record. Gene Ontology annotation, molecular function: protein binding. NCBI's taxonomy places the organism in Eukaryota, Fungi, Ascomycota, Eurotiomycetes, Onygenales, Arthrodermataceae. Bases 1 to 2151 code for a protein of 716 amino acids. The transcript has 2 exons.
AUGUCUUGCUGCACGUCUAAUGCUAACCCUGGACGCCGGCGGUCGACGCUUCGCUCCAGAGUGCGGCCGCUCACUUCGGGCGGAGAGCAUCAUCAACAUCACCUGCUCCACCAUCACCAUCACCACCAUCACCAGACGCAAGAUGGGAUUGGACGAGUCCAUGACGGAUCGCACAGAGAAGCGGCCUCUCUUUUCGCUGGUGAAAGCAACCAGAGUGCCAUUGUCGAGACGGAUGAGACUCUCGCCGCCACAGCCCCCAGAUCAAAGCAUCGCCAUAGCAAGAGCUUCUCCAGCAUCUUGCAUGGCGCCAGUGAGCUCAAGACGAUCACCCGGUCUUUGUCCAUCAGCAUUCGAAACAAGGGGAAACGAGCGGCGCAGGUACCAGGCGAACAGCUGCUGGAAAACCAGGGCCAUGACGAGUCCAAGGCAGGCUGGUUUCGGAGCCACAGACUGCCACGCCGCCGGUCUCUUGGUGGAAUCUGCAACUUGAACAAAUUCUAUCCUCCGGUGUCGAGCCCGCCCCUACCUUCAAACUUCAAGGACUUCGCUUGCACACAGCAGAAUGGUGAGCUGGUGGGCGGUGCGGCUGGGCGCAAGGGAAUGCUUGCACCACCACCAAAGGGGGAGGAUGAAGGAAUGGAGAUCUUCGAGCUUGCUGGUCAUCUUGGUGUCAAGCUUGCCUUGGACUCGGAAAGUGGAAUAAGCAUCAAUAUUCGGGACACUGACGAUAAUGCAAAGAAGCUAGAUUGCAUUCGCAAGGAUCCCGUUUCCUUGCCUGCAGAACUCAUGGCGCAUAUUCUGUCCUUCCUCGACGCCGAUUCACUCAAAAAUGCAGAGCUAGUCUCGCGCUCGUGGAACGUCCAUGCUUCGUCUAGCAACGUUUGGCGAGAGGUUUUUUAUCGUGAAUACAGAGACAGUCGUAAUGUCACUCGUACGCCUGGUAUCCCGAAGCGAGCGAUGGGCCUGGGAAGGAAGAAGCCCGCCCAGGACUGGAAAAAGGUGUACAAGGUUCGACACACCUUGGAGAACCGCUGGAAGUCUGGAAAAGCUGCUGCCAUCUACCUGCAUGGCCACCAGGACAGCGUGUACUGUGUUCAGUUUGACGAGUAUGCCAUUCCCCUCACAUAUUCCUUGUCUUCUGCUCCAUGUUUAACUGACAACUUGGCCAGGAAUAAAAUCAUUACCGGUUCCCGGGAUCGUACCAUCCGCGUGUGGGAUGCACGCUAUCCGUGGCCGUGUUUGAAAGUCAUUGGUGCACACCAGGCCACAUCUGACAGCAGCGUGCCCGUAACACCCUGGCCCAUCACUCCGCCUGCAGACUCAACCGGCAGCUCCCCGUUUAUAAGCAUAUGUCCACCUGUGGCUUCUACUGCUGACCUCAUCUCCCACCACGAGUCUGGAGAGUACCACAAUGCCUCGAUCCUCUGUUUGCAGUUUGAUGAUAAGAUCAUGGUCACCGGCUCAUCAGACGCCAGCUGUAUCGUUUGGGAUAUGCAAGAUGACUAUCGCCCCAUUCGCCGCUUGAAGUGGCACCAAGCCGGUGUUCUUGACGUCUGCUUUGACGAUAAGCACAUUGUGUCCUGUUCCAAGGACACUACCAUCUGCGUUUGGGACCGCGAAACCGGCCAGCUACUCAAACGCCUCCUCGGUCACCGCGGUCCAGUAAACGCCGUUCAGCUCCGUGGUGAUCUAGUCGUCUCUGCCAGCGGUGAUGGCGUCGCUAAACUAUGGAACAUAUCAUCUGGUCUCUGCAUCAAAGAAUUUGCCAGCAAAGACCGUGGCCUGGCUUGUGUUGAAUUCUCCGAGGAUGCACGCACUAUCCUAGCUGGCGGAAACGACCAGGUUAUAUACCAAUUUGACGCAAACACGGGUGAACUCGUGAAGGAGUUAGAAGGCCAUUCCGGCCUCGUUAGGUCUCUGCACAUGGAUAACGUCAAUGGCCGAGUCAUCAGCGGCAGUUACGAUAUGAGUAUCAAAGUGUUUGACGCAAAGGCUGGAAAACUCAGCGUCGAUCUCCCCGGCUGGACCACGAGCUGGAUGCUGAGCGCAAAAUCAGAUUAUAGAAGAAUAGUCGCAACUAGUCAAGACGCUAGAGCUGUGAUUAUGGACUUUGGAUAUGGUUUAGACGGUAUAGAAUCGCUGGAAGGUUAA